AUGUCCGCGUCACGCUUCGUGGUGGCGGUGCUUGUGCUAGGCGUCGUACGCCUGAGCUCCGGGUGGAUUCUAACCCAAAAUCAUCCACAUCUACGGUUCUUCCGUACAACAACGACACCAACGCGGUCCGAUUUCCGUCAUGGACUGACAUUGCAACAAGCAGUCCGGGGUGUGGCUGCCGCUGGAGUCGAGCCGGACGAAUGGGAGGCGUUGCGUCCUCGUUUGGCGGCCGUAUGCCGGGACUGUAUCGACCAAGACUUGGAAAGUGACGGGAUCCUGUUCCUGCCCUCGUUGACCGGAGACCCCGAGUCGCAGUUUGCCGGAAUUGCUGGUCGUGUUUUGCUGCUUUCCAUCGACAGUUGGGUAGCGGAAGACGGUGUCGUGCUUUUGUUUGAUGCGGCGACGGCCGCUAUUGAUGAACUUUUGCAGGACGAAACCGUAAGGACAACCGAAGGACAUGCGCAACCGAUUUUAUUGUAUAUCCAACCGGAGAACGUCACGUCCGUUGUGCAAUCCGACUCGAUGCAAAUGGAAAAUCUUCUGCAAACGCUUAUUAGCAACGACAUUGAUCAGUACGGUCUGGCGGACAUCGUGGGUGGGGACGUAGGCUUCGGUUUGCCACUUACUACUGUCGUACCAACCGACCAAUUUGAGGUCGACGGGGCCACAGUUCGCGAUCCCCUCCAACGAACGGAAUUUUGGGAUACCAGUUCCGUACUGGUUUUCGACGGCUUGGUGACCAGGGAUUUACGUCAACGAUUGCUGGAACUUAUUUUGGAUGAAACCAACUCCGACGAAAAGUGGGACGACGUUGCUAACGGACCGAAUCCGAGUCGAUGGGUGCGGGGUGGAUUGAUGGAUAUACCCGCAGGACAGGGCAGCACUGACGAGGCGGAAGAAUCGGACAGUCUAGGAGGCUAUGGCCUGACCGACGAGGCGAUUGAUGAGCUUUGUUUCGAGGACCACGAGGCGAUCGAAGAGUUCGAAAGUAUCGUGUCGGCACUCUUUCCGCACAUGAGGAUAGCGCGAUUGCCCGAGGCGGUCUUGGGUUCGUCGGUCUCGCCAUUGACAGCCAACGCUCCCAUUCACGGUCACUCGUUUAAAUAUCACAUUGACGCCGAUCCUAAUUUGGUACCACAAUCGCCAUGGGCCGAUGUCUAUGGCCGUUACCCCAAUCGAACACCAGGCAAGCCCCGAUUUAUCAGUUGCCUUGUCUAUCUAAACGACGAGUGGGACUACGAUGCCUGGGGCGCUCCGACAAGAUUUUUGGACUACGCGACGGAAAGUGCUUGUGAUAUCCAGCCCAAACCGGGUCGCAUAGUGUUCAUGGAUCAGGACGUCACCCACACGGUAGUCGCCCCAAUGAGCGCCGCUGGCCUACGACCCCGGUAUUCCCUAGUUUGGAAACUCAUACUGCACCCCACGCGAUAUAAUCAAGACAUGACUGACCUUGCUGGGCCCGGACGCAAUUGGCCCGCACCAACUUUAAUUGGUAGUGCAAAGCGAUAA
This is a messenger RNA of Phaeodactylum tricornutum CCAP 1055/1, 1509 nucleotides long. RefSeq lists its product with no specific name. The coding region runs from base 1 to 1509 and encodes 502 amino acids. Lineage: Eukaryota; Bacillariophyta; Bacillariophyceae; Surirellales; Neidiaceae. The transcript has a single exon. The record is from RefSeq and is a predicted model, not a curated record.